GAUCAACAAAAAUAAAAGCAAUGGAGUUGCAUGUGUUCAGCAGGGAGGCGAAGGAUCACGUUCCUCGAUGUGGAACGCGAUAGUUGACUGUCGGCUCCCUCUCGCAGCUUCAGAACCUGACCUCACGUGCUUAUCUUACGUUCAACAACUGCCUCGCACAGAAAACGGGCAGGGUCUGUGAUUUCGGAGGAGAGACCGGUGGAGGCGGGAGUCGGAGGAAGCGUGCAAGGGUGGGGGGAUACAGUCACCCUCGCUGAUUCUUUUCCUGUGCAUCAGCCCUCUCUCUUUCCUUCUUUUGCUUAGCCAUCCUAGUCCUCCUCUUCUGCUUCAUGGUUUCCUGUCUUGAUCGUUCUCGUAAUUGGCUUAGACAUGCAUGCAUGCAUCAUCGAGAAUGAUCUGAUGUUGUGCUUUUCCGGGGAAUAUCCGAUGAAGCCUUGAGACUCACGAUUUACGAGGAGGAAAUGAUGAUUCGAAAAUAGAUGUUUAUUUCUCUUUUUGGUUUGCAGGUUUCUUAACUAUUACAACUCGAUGAAUAAGCAUGCAAUUUCAUCUUUUGAUGAACUUUAUGUUCUGUAGAACAAUGGUUUAAAUCCGAAAAAAGUUUCUUUUCUGCAAGGACAUGUGAAAAUUUUAUGGUAUUUUGGAUGUUCUUAAUCGUGCGAUUUUAGUCCUGAUAUUGUCCGGCAGUUGAUGAGUUGUACAUUUUAGUUUUUGAUGGAUUUGUUUGGGGGGAGCAUAUCAUGCAUUUGUGAAGUUUCUAAUGCCACAAAAUCUGCUAAAACUGUGAGAAUUUAUAUGGUCUAAUUUGAAGAGUAAAAGAAAACACAAUGAACAUGACUUGACACUAUCGCCUGGCAACCGAUGAUCCUCUCUAAGAAACAAAAGUCGACCUUGAUGAACUAAGUACUCUGUGCUUGAUUCAGAAGAAGAAGAAGAAGAACUAAAUAAGAAGAGGCUAAAAAGAGUCGAUUGUUUCAGCAGAGUUGCAGAAUCACAAAUGCAUCUUCUUUGCAGAGUCGUAGGAAAGCAGAUGAUAUGGGUCUUCUGAAACUUUUUGUUACAGCAUCUGUGCCGGUUCUGAAUGUGCUUCUGGUGACUGGUGUUGGGUCAUUUCUUGCAACAGGUCAAGUUGGCAUUUUAUGUCAUGAAGCAAGGAAACAUCUGAACAAUGUUGUGUUUUACGUGUUUAAUCCAGCUCUUGUAUCAACCAACUUAUCUAGGACAAUUACAAUGGAAAGCUUGGUCUUAUUGUGGUUUAUGCCAAUCAACAUACUUCUGACUUUCAUCAUUGGUUUGGCAUUCGGAUGGGUUGUAAUCCAAAUAACAAAUGCUCCAUCCCAUUUAAAGGGACUAGUUCUGGGAUGCUGUGCUGCUGGCAAUUUAGGAAAUAUGCUUCUCAUCAUUGUCCCUGCCAUUUGUAAAGAACGAGGUAGCCCAUUUGGAGCUUCAGAUGUUUGUACUACUUAUGGGUUAGCAUAUGCUUCUCUUUCAAUGGCUAUAGGUGCUAUCUUUCUGUGGUCUUUUGUAUACAAUAUAGUGAGGAUAUCUUCAGGUGCUACAGAGGGCAAAGCUACUUCAUAUAGCGACACACAGGAGCAACAGAUUAUACAAGAAACUGAGAAGUUGGUCCCUCAAAGCUGUUUAGAUAGGACGCUUCCAAUAGAACACACAUACUUACCUGGAGAUGAAUGUGUUUUGACUAUGUCUGCCUCCGAGAUACCUCAGAAUGAAUUGAAGUUUCAGGUGUCAUUCUCGGAUAAAGCAAGGCAGCUGCUGUCAAAUAUUUUGAAAAUUAUUGACUUAAAAAAGCUUUUUGCGCCAUCAACUAUUGGUGUGAUCAUUGGAUUUAUAAUUGGAGUAGUUCCUCAGAUUAGGAAAGCAGUCAUUGGUGAGACUGCUCCUCUUCGAGUGAUUCAAGACUCGGCUGAUUUGUUGGGCGAAGGCGCGAUUCCAACUUUGACCUUAAUAAUGGGAGGAAAUCUCAUUAAAGGUUUACGAGGUUCAGGCAUUCGAUUUUCGCUCAUUCUUGGAGUCGUAAUAGUUCGUUAUAUCAUGUUGCCACUAGUAGGCAUAUUAGUAGUCAAAGGGGCAAUUAACUUGGGUCUGCUGCAUCAAGACCCUUUAUAUCACUUCAUUCUUCUCCUGCAAUAUGCACUUCCACCAGCAAUGAACAUAGGCACUAUAACUCAAUUGUUUGGGGCUGGUGAAAGUGAAUGCUCGGUUAUUUUUCUCUGGACAUAUUCCCUGGCUUCAGUUUCACUCACCUUGUGGUCAACUUAUUUCAUGUGGCUUGUGUCCACCGACUGAUCCUAAGAUUUAUCAGCAAACAAGCAAGCAAGAAGUAUGCUUCCAAAUGUGCCCUGCAUCUUGUUGCUAAAGUUUCUUUGAUCUGAAAUGGAAUUCAAUGUACAAAGAGAGACAGAAGAAAGGUCUAGUUUUACUUCAUCAUGUUUUGUUGUUGCUGCUACUGCUAAUGGAGAAACUGGUUGUAGUUGGCUUUUUAUGCUUUCCGUCUAUAAUUGACCUUAGUGUUGUUUUAUGUAAUUUAUGUUACAUUUCUCCAUGACGAUAUAAAUUUUUUGUUUA
This is a messenger RNA of Musa acuminata AAA Group (dessert banana), 2586 nucleotides long. RefSeq names its product protein PIN-LIKES 3-like. Gene Ontology annotation, biological process: endoplasmic reticulum to cytosol auxin transport. The transcript is spliced from 11 exons. Bases 1036 to 2307 code for a protein of 423 amino acids. The record is from RefSeq and is a predicted model, not a curated record. Gene Ontology annotation, cellular component: membrane. NCBI's taxonomy places the organism in Eukaryota, Viridiplantae, Streptophyta, Magnoliopsida, Zingiberales, Musaceae.